AUGGAUCGCACCCCUUGGACUGAUCAGACUCCGUCAGCAUCGGUCGAAGUCGUUGACCAGGAAGCUGCUGCAACAGACAUCAAAACUGAUGAAGCUGCUGCAACAGACGUCCCAAUUUUAAUGGGCAUGGAUCUAGAUGUUUUCAACGCUGCAAAAGAAGGCAAAACUGAAGUCCUCAGGGGACACGAUCCGCAGCAUCUUAACCAAAUAUUGACUCCAACCGGUAACACAGUCCUCCAUGUUUAUAUAGCUUAUGCAAUCACCCCAAAGCUCGUCAAACCUAAAGAAGAAGCGCCGAUCAAGCCAACCAGCGUUGUGGUCGUGGAGGAUAUCCUUCAGGUCUGUCCGACACUGCUAUGGCAGCAGAACGAGAGCGGUGAGACUGCCUUGCACAUGGCGGCCAGACAUGGGUGUGCUGACAUAGUUGAACUUCUCAUCCGAACUGCAAAAGCUCGUCGUUGUGAAGACCUCGAGCAAGGGACUGCCGCCUUCGCUUUAUCAUCAUCAUCAGAAGAAGAAGCAGCCUACUGGAAUAUUUACAUAAGGACACUUAGUAAGGAGAAGGACACAGCCUUGCACGAGGCAGUGCGGUUUAAGCACCUUGAUGUGGUGGAGAUAUUGAUCAGAGAAGACCCUGACUUUUCCUACCCUCCUAAUGUUGCCGGGGAGACUCCACUUUAUUUGGCUGCCGAGAGGAGAUACAAAGCUUUGUUCUCCGAAAUACUUCGCACUUGCAAGCAUCCAACUUACCAAGGCCCCAUUGGUAGAACCGCUUUGCAUGCUGCAGUGAUUCACGGUGAUGAAGAAAUGACCAAAGAAAUACUAAACAAGAAAAAGGAUUUGGCGAUAGCAGCAGACGAAAAAGGAUGGACCCCACUUCACUACGCUGCAUUCUAUGAUCGUGCUUCAAUUGUCACACAACUACUAGAAGCUGAUAAAUGCAGUGCCUACAUGCGUGACGAAGCUGAUAAGAAGACCGCUCUUCACAUUGCAGGCUCCAAAGGCCAUGUUCGUGUAAUGAAGCAACUUAUUUCCUAUUGUCCUGAUUGUUGCGAAGUGGUCGACCAAAGACGUCGAAAUGCUCUUCAUUAUGCCCUGGAGAAGCGUCAAUCUCGAAUUAUAGAUAUUAUUAUGAUGGAUACAUGGCUUAGCAACGUCCUCUUAAAUGCAAAGGAUGUUGACGGCAACACACCCCUCCAUCUACUUAAUGCUCCUCUCUGCACCGAGACUCCUUUCAUUGUUUAUGAUAAGGUUGAUAAGAUGGCAUUCAAUAAGGAAAACAUGAACGCUCUCGACGUCAUUGAAGCUAAAGAUUCUUCAACAUUUAAGGGAUAUCUCGCGAAUGAGUUGAAAAGGAAUGGUGCAUCAUCAGGCCAUCGAAUUCUAAGCGAAAAUGAUAAUGAUGGCCAGAAAUUAAAGGAAAACGAAGGUGGCGAAGACACUGAAACGUAUAAAAAUAUAAGAGAAUCCCAUCUGAUAGUGGCUACACUCGUAGCAACUGUUGCAUUCGCAGCAGGUGUCACCAUGCCUGGUGGUUAUUACCAAGCAUCAGAUCAGGGAAAUGGCACGAGUAACGUAUCAAGGCAAAACGUUACGGCCCCAAGUAAUGGACCAACUCCCGGUUAUGCAGUUCUAUCAAAAACUCAAGCUUUCAAAUCUUUUUAUAUAUUCAAUAUGAUAGCCUUGUGUUUGUCUUGGUGA
Messenger RNA from Prunus avium (sweet cherry), 1701 nucleotides. Its product is annotated as protein ACCELERATED CELL DEATH 6-like. The record is from RefSeq and is a predicted model, not a curated record. Gene Ontology annotation, molecular function: protein binding. Gene Ontology annotation, cellular component: plasma membrane. NCBI's taxonomy places the organism in Eukaryota, Viridiplantae, Streptophyta, Magnoliopsida, Rosales, Rosaceae.